This is a messenger RNA of Habropoda laboriosa, 2383 nucleotides long. RefSeq names its product carnitine O-palmitoyltransferase 1, liver isoform-like (gene whd). Gene Ontology annotation, cellular component: mitochondrion. Gene Ontology annotation, molecular function: carnitine O-palmitoyltransferase activity. Gene Ontology annotation, biological process: fatty acid metabolic process; carnitine metabolic process. The record is from RefSeq and is a predicted model, not a curated record. Lineage: Eukaryota; Metazoa; Arthropoda; Insecta; Hymenoptera; Apidae.
CAGCUCGUGAAAGUUAUAUCUACACUAAAAAUUAUUUCCUUACACAUCGUUGGAAUUUUCUCUCGAUUGUGGUUUAUAGUUCUUAGCAGAUGACAUGGCAGAAGCUCAUUCAGCUGUAGCAUUUAGUUUUUCCAUAACUCAUGAAGGUUGGGAUGUUAAUUUUGAUAGAGAAGUUUUAAAUUUAGUAUGGCAGUCUGGUAUCCGUUCCUGGAAAAAGAGAUUCUUCAGAUUUGUUAACAACUUGAGAAGUGGUGUUUACCCUGCUUCCUUGGAAAGCUUGUGGUUUACUAUAGCUGUGGUAACUGCAAUACACUUUGCAGGUUACAAAGUACCUUAUGACCUUGUUGGAAAAGCUGCACCAUAUAUUUCAGGCUCUUCAGUAUUGGCACACUUAACAGGAUCUUUUAUAGUUGGACUAUUUUUAUGGUUGAUGGUAAUAUAUGCAAUACGAUACACCUUAAAAUUAUUGCUCAUAUACAAAGGAUGGAUAUAUGAAUCAAGAGAAAGGGGGUCUAAUGCUACAAAAAUUACCAAAGCAUGGACCACAUUAGUGAAGUUGUUCUCUGGGUGGCAUAAGCCAAUGCUGUAUAGUUUUCAAGGAUCAUUGCCGCGGCUACCGUUGCCCUCAGUGGAACAUACAAUGAGACGGUACCUACGAAGUGUUCGGCCAUUGCUUGACGAUGAAAAUUAUGCUCGUAUGGAAACAUUAGCUAAUGAAUUCCAAAAAGGUAUAGGUCUGAAACUUCAACGUUAUUUGAUAUUGAAAUCUUGGUGGGCUACCAAUUAUGUUUCUGAUUGGUGGGAAGAAUACGUUUACCUACGUGGACGAUCUCCUAUUAUGGUGAAUUCAAACUUUUAUGGCAUUGAUGCUAUUCUUAUGCAUCCUACUAAAGUACAAGCUGCUCGUGCUGCAAGUUUUAUUUCCUCAUGUUUGCAAUACAGACGACUUAUUGAACGGCAAGAAUUAGAACCGAUAUUGAUUCAAGGAUUGGUACCUCUAUGUUCAUGGCAAUAUGAAAGAAUGUUUAAUACUACAAGAAUACCAGGACGUGAAACAGACAAAAUUGUACAUUAUCAGGAUUCUAAACAUAUUGUUGUAUAUCACAAGGGACGAUACUUUAAAGUUCUUAUUUAUCACAAAAAUAGAAUUCUUCAACCUUGUGAAAUUGAAAUACAAAUGCAACAAAUUCUAAAUGAUAAAUCAGAACCAUCAGAGGGUGAAGAAAAAUUAGCCUCAUUAACAGCUGGUGAAAGACCUGUUUGGGCAAAAGCUAGAGAAGAAUUUUUCACAAAAGGUGUGAAUAAAGCAUCUUUAGAUCUUAUUGAAAAAGCAGCAUUUAUUGUUGCACUAGAUGAUGAACCUUAUAUAUACGAUCCAGCAAACCCAGACAAAUUGGACCAAUAUGGUCGAAUUUUACUACAUGGUAAAGGAUAUGAUAGAUGGUUUGAUAAAUCUUUUACCUUGUGUAUAGGUAGCAAUGGUAGGACCGGCUUCAAUGCAGAACACUCGUGGGCUGAUGCUCCUAUUAUGGGAUCUCUAUGGGAAUUUCUUAUCGCUAAUGAGGUGGAAAUGGGAUAUAAAGAAGAUGGAUCUAAUAAAGGAGACCCAGAGUUCACACCUCCAACUCCUACUAGACUUCAGUGGGAUUUAAAUUCUAACUGCAUAGAUACUAUUGAAGAAUCAUAUCAAGUUGCAUGGCAUUUACUAAAUGAUGUUGAAUUGCGCAUUUAUGUACAUGAUGCAUACGGUAAAGGUUUUAUGAAAGUCAAUUCUAUGUCGCCGGAUGCAUACGUACAAAUGGCCCUUCAGUUGGCAUAUUACCGUGAUUCUGGUAAAUUUAAUUUAACUUACGAAGCUUCCAUGACUAGACUGUUCCGAGAAGGAAGAACAGAAACAGUGAGACCAUGUACAAUUGAAUCUACAGAGUGGGUAAAAGCAAUGGAGAAUCAGGAUGCAACUAUAGAUUUCAAAUAUAAAUUGUUGGUAACAGCAGCAAAACAACAUCAAAAAGGUUACCAAGAUGCUAUGUGUGGUAAAGGAAUAGAUAGACAUCUAUUUUGUUUAUAUGUAGUAUCCAAAUAUUUAGAAGUGGACUCUCCUUUUUUGAAGGUAAGUUUGUGUUCAUUAAUAAAUUUGAAGAAACACCCAAAUUGUAUUUCUGCAGGGGGUGGCUUUGGCCCUGUAGCUGAUGAUGGAUAUGGUGUUUCUUACAUUCUUGCUGGAGAGAACUUAUUGUUCUUCCAUAUUUCAUGCAAACGCAGUUCUCCUAAAACAAAUGCUGCUAGAUUUGCAAAAGAAAUAGAAAAAGCAUUGGAAGAUAUGAAGGGUCUGUUUCUUGAAAUAAAGAAACUGCAAGCUCAAAAGAAUGGUUCUAUGUAAUAA